Messenger RNA from Cydia splendana, 2211 nucleotides. Its product is annotated as zinc finger protein 436-like. The transcript has 6 exons. Gene Ontology annotation, molecular function: zinc ion binding. The record is from RefSeq and is a predicted model, not a curated record. The coding region runs from base 113 to 2149 and encodes 678 amino acids. Gene Ontology annotation, cellular component: nucleus. Lineage: Eukaryota; Metazoa; Arthropoda; Insecta; Lepidoptera; Tortricidae.
CACGUGCAAAUUGCGCAUUGUCGUUUGGGUCGAGAAUAGUUUUUUUACACAGUUUAUUACUCGUACAUAUGAAUAAAAAUUCGGUGAGGAGCGUUUUGAAGUAACUAAUGUGAUGGAAUCAAUAAACCAGUGCCACUGCUGCCUGCAGCGGCCUUCGGCGAAAGAUUUGAGGACACCGUACACUCUUCUCGGCAUAACGGAAAUAUACUCGGUCAUGUUAGAAGAAUGCUUUGCAAUGAGACUAACAUCAUGUGAUGAUGGCAAGAGUGGUAUCUGCAAGGUGUGUCUGGGGCGGCUGCGGGAGGCGUGCCUCUUCAAGUUGCAGGUACAGCACUGCCAGGCCGAGCUGCAGGAGAGGCUAGAGGGAGGACUGAGUGUCAAAGAGGAAGCCUUAAAAGAUGAGCCCCCUGAAGAUGGCGCGUGCAGCGAGUCUCCCGAGCCUUCCUUACCUUCAGACGAGGAGCCCCUGGAGCCGCUGCCUGAAGAUGAGGCGGAAGACCAUUAUCUGUUACAUGAUGCAGCUACUUCAGGCGGCGAGUACGGAGUUAGCACGGCGCCCCUGUCCUCGCGCGUCAUGCAGCAGCUCGCGCUGGCGUGCUCCGUGAGGCUCGAGCGCCUCCGCCACUCCUCGCGCGCGAGCCAGCCGUGUCCCGUGACGUCACACCGCGAGCCGAGCCCCGCCGGCAGUGUGCAGGACGUGACGUCACACCGCGAGCCGAGCCCCGCCUGCAGUGUGCAAGACGUGACGUCACACCGCGAGCCGAGCCCCGCCGGCAGUGUGCAGGACGUGACGUCACACCGCGAGCCGAGCCCCGCCGGCAGUGUGCAGGACGUGACGUCACACCGCGAGCCGAGCCCCGCCUGCAGUGUGCAAGACGUGACGUCACACCGCGAGCCGAGCCCCGCCGGCAGUGUGCAGGACGUGACGUCACACCGCGAGUCGAGCCCCGCCAGCAGUGUGCAGGACGAGUCUGGUGACACACCCGCCGAGGAACAAGCCUACAUGUCCGCCGCAGCUGUUGAGCUUCCGCCGGCGCAGCGUGUCACCCGCGCGAGCCGAGCCGAGCUCGAGCGUCGCCACGCCUCGGCGCACCAACCUAGAUUAAUCAGACAUAUAAAUAACCAACACACAGACAUAUAUUCAUGCAGAAUCUGUUCACAAAAGUUCUCAAACAAAACUCUCUUCAAACAACAUGAACACACGCACAUGGAACUAGAAAUAUACAUUUGCGAUAUGUGUAAUAUAAAAUUCAGUCUGAAAUCAGUUUUAAUUAGACAUAUUUUUAACUUUCAUAUGAAGAUAAAUGAAGUGUGCAAAGUUUGCAACAAAAUUGUUCACAAAACGUACUUAAAGAAACAUCAAAGACUACACACUGGUGACAAACCAUACAAAUGUAAGGUAUGUGGUAAAAAAUUUGCACUAGUUGAAUAUUUAAAUUUACACCAAACUGUUCACAGUGGUGAGAAACGAUACAAGUGUGAAGAAUGUAACAAACAAUUCAAAUAUAAACGUAGUUUAAACAAACAUAAAAAAAUUCACACCGGCGACAAAAGAUAUAGCUGUGAUCAAUGCGGCAAACGUUUUAUAGAAAGCAGCACUUUAACUGAACACAAAAGAGUUCACACAGGUGAGAAAUUGUAUAAGUGUGAUGAAUGUGACAAAUUAUUUGGAUAUAGAAACUCGUUAAAUAGACAUCAAAAAAUUCAUGCCCUAGGUGAUAUUUACAGCUGCAACUUUUGCGACGAGAAAUUUCCACUAAUGAUACUUUUAAAUAAACAUAAGAAUAAGCACGUCGGAGAGAAAGCGUACGGCUGCGCAGAAUGUCACAAGAGAUUUAAGACUAAAUCUGAAUUAGAUUUCCAUAAAGUAACGCACAAAGCAGACAGGCCAUACACCUGUGACAGGUGUGGUAAGCAAUUUAAACACAUAAAAAAUUUAGAUCAACAUAAAAAAACUCAUGCAGAAAAAUCUCACAGUUGUAAUAAAUGUAACAAGAAAUUCACACACAAGCAUCAGUUAAAUGCUCAUGUAAGAACUCACACUAAAGAAAAAGCAUUUGUUUGUGAAAAAUGUGGCGCGCGAUUCGCUCAAAAUUAUAUUUUACAGAAACAUAAACAAAUUCAUUUUGAAAAGAUAUCCGGUGACUGAGUGAGUGUGAGGAAAUUAACUAAACGAAUUCAUUAUUAUUUCUUUAUUUAUUUAAACUCUUA